AUGGAGGAAUCGAAAACGGAAAAGUUGGGUGAAAAAAGACGAAAAACCAACGAAAAUAGCCCUAAAUCGAAAGAUGAAACUGGCGACAAAGAAAACUUGGAUCCUGCAACGCUUCUAAAUAAACAGGAAACUAAUACGUUAAAGGGUAAGGAAAACAUGGUCAAUAACUGGUUCAAUAUGACUGAAGAAGAGAGGUAUCAAAGGGACACGUCUUCACUUGAAACACCACCUGGAAGUGAAGACAAGAUAGAAGGUUCCAGAAAGUUCGCGGAAUCGGAAUUAGGUGGAACGGUAUCACGUGAUACGGCGUUAUAG
Racocetra persica is the source of this 315-nucleotide messenger RNA. The record is from the annotation of a GenBank genome assembly. Lineage: Eukaryota; Fungi; Glomeromycota; Glomeromycetes; Diversisporales; Gigasporaceae.